UUACUUAUAGCAUGUAUCGAUAAGCCCCAUACUGAUAUGUAGGUCAAACAAUACCAGGAACUCUUAGAUAGUCACAAAUAUGGAUACAGUACUGUUUUGCCUCUGUCUUAUUUCUGGACAAUAUAUUUUGUCAGCCUCAGCGUCCAGAAUACGGUUGGUGAAUGGCCAUGGGGUACCAAACCAAGGCCGGCUGGAGGUCUACGACAAUAUGCUGGGUGUGUGGGGGACCGUCUGUGACGACCUGUUUGACAGGAACGCCGCCAGUGUCGUCUGCGAACAAUUAGGGUACAGCAGGUUAAACGCACAGGUGAGGACCCAAGCCUUCUUUGGUCCUGGAAGGGGGCGUAUCGCGUAUGAUGACGUCAAAUGUUCUGGAUCAGAGACAGACCUGUCUCAGUGUUCGCACGCCAUGAUCAGUGAUUGUACUCACGCAGAGGAUGUAGGAGUCAUAUGUCAGAAUACCUCAACCAAUGCCAAUUGUAAUUUCGAACAAAGCGGAUGUCCGUGGGUGAACAUUCGUGGUGAGAAUUUUGAUUGGAUGGUUCACACCGGAUCAACUCCAUCAUCGGGAACUGGUCCCGUGACCGACCAUACACUCGGAACCUCCUCAGGUCACUACGCUUUUAUCGAAACCAGCUCUCCUCGAAGGCCCGGCGACAUAGCUCGCCUGGUGAGUCCCAGUCUGUCGCAGUCCAACACAAGGUGUCUCCAGUUCUGGUACCACAUGUGGGGCCGAACCAUGGGGACACUAAAUGUGGUGGUGUCUACAUCAUCCGGGAACUCUACAGUGUGGAGUCUGAAAGGAGAUCAGGGAAAUGCGUGGCACCUGGCUCGAGUCCCUGUCACUAGUACAAAGACCUAUCAUGUGGUCCUAGAGGCGAUCGUUGGGUCUAGUUACACCGGCGACAUCGCUAUAGACGACAUCUCUUUCUCCAACGCCUCUUGUUCAGUUUCCCCAUCAGCUGCUGUAGCACAUUUACCAUCACAACCCACUGACUUCCUUGUACGGCUGGUAGAUAACAACGGGAAGGCUAACCAGGGCAGGGUAGAGGUGUUCUAUAACGGCUUCUGGGGCACGGUCUGUGACGACCAAUUCGACCACAACGCUGCCGCUGUUGUCUGUUCAAAGUUGGGAUAUGAAAGCUCAACAGCUCAAGUCAGAACUCGUAACACUUUUGGUUCCGGAAAUGGCACCAUUGUCUUGGAUAAUGUCGUCUGCAAUGGUCACGAGACCGGGUUAGACAAAUGUCGUCACAAUCCGCCAGGUGUCAGUGACUGUUCCCACGGAGAGGACGUGGGUGUCGUCUGUAGUGCUGAGUGCAUGCACGUGAAAGCUGACAUUGUCUUCAUGCUGGACUCUUCAAGUUCCGAAGGAGCGGUCAAUUUCCAAAAGCAGAAAGAUUUCGUGUCUUCCUUCGUGAAUGCCUUGACAAUAGGGCCCUCAAAUGUCCAAGUAGGGGUGAUCACUUUCUCCACGACCGCACGGGUCAAUUUCGAUCUGAAUGACCAUCGGACGAAAUCAACUGUUGUUUCUGCCAUAAACGGAAUCUCUUACCUACAAGGUUCUACUCACACUGAUCUUGGGCUAAAUCUUGCCUGGACCAAAGUCUUCAACCAACUUGGCGACCGCCCUGAUGCUCAGAACAUUCUGUACGUGCUGACAGACGGACAAUCCAGUAACCCCGCGGCCACGGCGGUACAAGCUGGGCAGGUGCGCGAGCACAACAUCAAAACAUACGCCAUUGGCAUUGGGACCAAUGUCAGGAGACCAGAACUUAACAGCAUUGCUAUGAACAGUGCCUACGUGAUUCAAGUGUCCGACUUCUCCAACCUUCAGACCAUCACGGCUAAACUCAGAAACGACCUGUGUUCAGAUGUCCCGGUGACCACCGCCUCGCCUCCUUUGGAUUGUAAAGGAGUAACCUGUCAAGGAUACAACAACACUUGUAUUCUAAGCGACACUGGCCGGAACGGUACUCUUGCAGCCGGCUGUCAACAUGAAUGCCACUAUAUCAUGACCAUUCAAUAUUCGCCCUGUGGGUCAUGGCCGCUCUCAUCCUGUUGUUGCAGAACACAAAGCUGCAUCGACUCCAUCCAAGCCACAACAACCUUCUCUACCACCACUUCAACUACAACAGUUCCAACAACAACACAGGCACCUUGUCGAGAUCACGGACCAGUUGGCUACUGCACCAAUGAAAAGGAUACCAUUUGUAACCCUACGGACGAGCGGGGUUGGGAAUACGCCCAGCACAUGUGUCCAGUCACGUGCAACCUAUGUUCGGAACACCUCCGUCAGGACUGUGAGGACAACGAUAAAAACGGACUCUGUGAACUGAACAGGGACAGUAUCUGUAACGCCGCCAAUCCAGAGAGAAAGGAGUUUGCUAUCAACGCAUGCGCAAAAACUUGCAACAUGUGCAGUGAAUACUAUGCAAUUUACAACGAGAAGCACGAAUUCACAAGCAAAACAACACCGACAACAACCACGCCCACGACAACAACUCCAACGACGACAACAACUCCCACGACAACAACAACGCCCACAACAACGACGACGCCCACGACAACAACAACGCCCACAACAACGACGACGCCCACAACAACAACAACGCCUACGACAACAACCACACCAACUACGACAACAAAACCAACAACCCAGAAGCCGACAUUUCCUUCUACAGCAACACCGACAACAACUGCCCCUGCACCUACAACAUCGACAGCUGCUCCAACAACUACCACUACACCGACGACGACAACAACAACAGUCGUAGAAACAACAACCGAAGAGAACUCCGGAGUUAUUAUUAUUGGUUGAAUGUUUCAUGAUAAGAUCAAAUAAAUGUGAUCUAUUAUGUGAUAGAGGUGUAACGACGUUAAUAAUACUGGGUAUGUUGAAAAGAAAAUUAAAUUUCUCAGACCGGG
This is a messenger RNA of Magallana angulata, 2928 nucleotides long. RefSeq lists its product as uncharacterized. Lineage: Eukaryota; Metazoa; Mollusca; Bivalvia; Ostreida; Ostreidae. Bases 80 to 2821 code for a protein of 913 amino acids. The transcript has 16 exons. Gene Ontology annotation, cellular component: membrane. The record is from RefSeq and is a predicted model, not a curated record.